ACGGCUUCCCUUCUUGACUUCUCCUCCCACCUAUCUCUGAUUCUCCCUCACCACGGCUUCCCCUCUUGACUUCUCCCACCUAUCUCUGAUUCUCCCUCACCACAGGCACCGGCGAUCCCUGUGCCACCAUUCCGUUUCUUCCGACCCCUGUGCCACCAGAUAUAAAACCUCUGGUGUUCAAACGAUUUAUUCCAGAGAGUUUGAGGAGCAUGUGAAUCGAUGCGAUGAUCUUAGGGGCGUCCGUUUGCUACUAGUCUCGAUCUGAAGGGUAGCACGCAAUCUUGGCAGAAGGUUAAGCCCCAAAGCCUUGCCGCGCGCCGCCCUUCCCUUCCCUCCCAGGCCACCGCCGCCGCCGCCGCCCCACUUGGCCACCGCCAUGUCGACCGACCCGGCGUCCACCACGUCAGCCAUCGUCGCAACCACGGCGUUUGGGUCGCACGUCCUGAAGAUCGACGGCUAUUCACGCACCAAGGGCCUCGCCACCGGCGUCCACCUCAGGUCCUGCUCCUUCCCCGUGGGGGGCCACUCCUGGCACCUCGCCUACCUCCCCAACGGAGACUGCGCCGAGCGGGCGGACUACAUCUCCCUCUUCCUCGUCCUCGACGAUGCCUGUGCCGCUGGCGGCCCAGUGCUCGCGCAGUUCACGAUUAGCUUGCUCGACCGCGCUGGCAAGCCCGUGCCAUCCCACACCAAGACGACCAAGAUGAACCAGUUUGUCAGCCCCGGCGCACACUGGGGGUUCACCAGCUUCAUCAAGAGGGAUGCGCUUGACAAGUCAAGGCACCUGAAGGAUGACUGCUUCUCCGUCAGGUGCGACAUCUCGGUCGUCACGGAGUUCCGCGCCGAGGACGCUGCGUCCGCGGCCUCUGGUACCGCCGCCGUCGCCGCAACUGCUGCGCUCAUCGUGGUGCCGCCGCCGGACUUGCCGCGGCACCUAGGCAACCUCCUGGUGAGCGAGCAGGGGGCCGACGUGCAGUUCCGAGUCGACGGGGAGGACUUCGCCGCGCACCGGUGCGUGCUCGCUGUGCGGUCGCCCGUGUUCCAGGCUGAGUUGUUCGGCGCGAUGAAGGAAGGCGCUGGGACGCACUGCGUGGAGAUUGAGGACAUGAGGGCUGACGUGUUCAGGAACCUGCUGCAUUUCAUAUACACCGACUCGCUGCCGGAGUGGAAGGCCGGGCGCGAGGAAGAGGCCUUGAUGGCACAACACUUGCUUGUGGCCGCGGACAGGUACGGCAUGGAGAGGCUCAAGAUUAUCUGCGAGGAAACGCUGUGCCGGCACAUCGAUGUGAGCACGGCGGCGACCACUUUAGCGCUUGCUGAGCAACACCGUUGCCAUGGGCUCAAGGAUGCUUGCGUCGAGUUUCUCAAGACCCCUGGGGCGCUGAAUGCUGUCAUGGCAACCGAUGGUUUUGAUCAUCUGACCAUUAGCUGCCCCUACCUUAUCAAGGAGUUGAUGUCCAAGCUUGCUGCACGUUGACCUGGGAGAAGAAGAUUAGGGACAUGUUCGACAUGGCCUGGGGUUUCACCCUUUCAGGUUUAAGUAAUGGGAAAUGCAACUGUCCAGGAAGAUAAUUAGUUAGUGGCUUUUCUAUCAAAAACUCUCUCCAGCCACAAAAGUUACUGUUCUGGGAUAUGUGCGGCUAAUCUUUUUAAACUCUAAAAAUUGAGAUAUCUCUAUCAAUGUUUAGAUUGGACACAUGGAAGU
This is a messenger RNA of Phragmites australis (common reed), 1705 nucleotides long. Its product is annotated as BTB/POZ and MATH domain-containing protein 2-like. The coding region runs from base 377 to 1477 and encodes 366 amino acids. The transcript has a single exon. Gene Ontology annotation, molecular function: protein binding. Lineage: Eukaryota; Viridiplantae; Streptophyta; Magnoliopsida; Poales; Poaceae. Gene Ontology annotation, biological process: protein ubiquitination. The record is from RefSeq and is a predicted model, not a curated record.